AUGUCUUCCACCACGAACGUUCUCAUCACCGGCGCCGGCCGCGGUCUCGGCCGUGGAUUCCUCACAACGUUCCUCGCUCGCCCCAACCACAUUGUCAUCGGCAGUAUCCGCGACCUUGACUCCAACACAGCCAAGGACUUGCGGGCCAUCACGCCGGCCUCGGGCUCGCGCCUCAUCCUCGUCAAGAUCGAAGCCACCUCGACGACGGACCCCGUCGACGCCAUCCGCCAGAUCGAGGCCGAGGGCGUCAGCAAGCUCGACAUCGUCAUCGCCAACUCGGGCAUCACGGGUAUCCAGGGCGGUCUCGAGACGGUCGACCCAGCCGACUUCCAGCACGUCCUGCUGGUCAACGCCGUCGCGCCCACGGCCCUCUUCAACGCCGCGCAGCCGCUGCUCGACAAGGCCGAGAACCCCAAGUGGGUGUCCAUCUCGACGCUUAUGGCCACCAUCGGCGGCCUCGAGAAAACGGCCGCAUGGCCGCCGGUUCCCUAUAGUGCUUCCAGGGCGGCCGCUUCAACUUUAUCACCAAGUCGAUCCACAUCUGGCACUCCAACAUUACUGCCAUCUCGGUGA
Verticillium alfalfae VaMs.102 is the source of this 573-nucleotide messenger RNA. RefSeq names its product aflatoxin biosynthesis ketoreductase nor-1. The transcript has 2 exons. NCBI's taxonomy places the organism in Eukaryota, Fungi, Ascomycota, Sordariomycetes, Glomerellales, Plectosphaerellaceae. The record is from RefSeq and is a predicted model, not a curated record. Bases 1 to 573 code for a protein of 190 amino acids.